This is a messenger RNA of Acanthosepion pharaonis, 531 nucleotides long. NCBI's taxonomy places the organism in Eukaryota, Metazoa, Mollusca, Cephalopoda, Sepiida, Sepiidae. The record is from the annotation of a GenBank genome assembly.
AUGUUCCUUGGGAAAGUCAGGAAUCCCCUUUUCCAUUGCCUUAAUAAAAAUACCUCUUUACUUUCUUACUUUUCCUCUCUUCCUAUUUUGAACUGUUUCUUUUCUUUUUUCUUCUUAUUGUGUUGCUUUUCCUCUCUUUCCAAAAGUUUCUCUUUUCUCCUCUUGUCUCUCACCCUCUUCUUCUUUUGUCUUCUCUUCUUUCAUCUUUCUUUAUGUUCUUUUCUUCUUGCCCUGUCCUUUCUAUUCUCUCUCUCUCUGCUUCUAGUCUGUUGUAUAUUUUCCCUUUCCAAAUAUUCUUUAAUCCUUCUCUCUCAUUCUUCUUAUCCCCUCUCUAUUUCUGUCAUCAUCUCUCUCUUCCCGACUUCCCUCAUUGACUUUAUUUUUCAUCUCUGUUUCUCAACUCAAUUUAACUUUAUCUUUUUCUUCUAUCUCUCCAUUUCUAUACUCAUUUUCUCUCUCUCUCUCUUUUAUAUUCCUCUUCUUCUUCUGUCCAGCACACAUUUCUUCUCACUUGACCUUCUCUUGAUAUGA